GUUGAAAUUUCUAAUAUGUGUGUAUGUAGAACAACUGAUAAAGUGACUAAAUAAAAUGAUAAGAAAUGAUAAGAGGAUAUAAUUCCCUACCAAAAUGUUGUGAAAACAGUAAUAGGAAAUAAUGGUGAAUAUUUUGACGAUGUGAUUAUUUUGAUGAAAAACGAAUAUGCACUUUUUUGCUAAAAGUUUGGUGCCUUUGGUAUUAUUAACUAUAGUACUGGGAGAAGAAAUAUACGAAAAUUCUACGAAUAUAUGCGAAAGAUGUAAAUGUCUACGAGGACGACAGUUCGUACUAGAUUGCAGCGAUUCAGGUAUCCAUAACACUAUAGCAGAAUGGCCUGAACACGAUACAUCACUUGUGGCUACUUUCAGUAAUAAUAAUAUUGGUAAUUUAGAGGUAUUACCUCAUAGUGACAAAGUUACCGACUUGAUCUUCAGUCACUGUAACAUCAAGUCUCUUGACAAUGGGGUAUUUAAAGCUGUUAGGAAUAUCCAGCUCAUCGAUUUGAGUUAUAAUGACCUAGUCACUGAAGGAAUUUCUCCUGAAAAGUUCAAAGGCCCUUACAACAACACCGUUUACGAGCCCCUAGGGUUGACUCAGCUAAAUUUAGCUUACAACCGUAUCCACAGCUUACCCCACAAAAUAUUCGAACAUCUAGCCGACUUAAGACAGCUCAACUUGGAAGGGAAUCAAUUUAAAGUAUUGGAUCCGCCCACACAAAUGGCUUUAUCUACAUUAAGUAAUUUAGAGACAUUAAAUUUGGCUAGUAACCAACUGACCGAAUUAGUGGGUGAUGCAGUGAAAAGUCUCCGUAACUUAAAGGAACUCAAUCUCUCCUAUAACAACCUAGACGCUGUUCCAGAAACACUCAGCUAUUUAGGAGAAACACUGGAAUAUCUGUAUUUGGACCACAACCCCAUAUUCGAAAUGUCUGAUGAAUCAUUUUUGGGGGUAAAAUCUGUUAUAGAACUAUCUUUAACAAACUUGCCAAGAUUGACCUACGUAAAUGUCAAUACUUUUUCACCGAUAAAAAAUCUAAAGGUGCUUUUCCUACACACCAACAAAAACUUAUUUGAUAUAAAUUCGCAAGCUUUUGGAGAAAAUCAAACCCUGGAAGAACUGUACGUUCAAGAUAAUGCCCUGAACGAUCUAAAUUACAACCUAACAAAAUGGUCAAAUUUAAAACUAGUUAACAUGUCAGGAAAUGACUUUUUCUGCGGGUGCAAUAUGUACAACAUAGCCAAAGACUUAAAAGAAGACGUUAAAAGAGAUAAAGAUGGCCCAGUUUGUGUCAACCUGGUCAGCGGGCAAAGUAUGAUGAUAUACGAAUUGACUGAAGAAGCGUGCGAAUACCAAACAACGGGGCCGUCUCCACCAUAUCAUCUCAUAAUCCAUCACUAUCGCAUUCUACGAAUAUUUACAGUCCUUGUAGCUGUUGCUCUUAUUGUAUGUUUACUGUUAACUAUAACGAUACUGCUCUUAAGGUAUAGAAAGUACAGGAUGAACAGAAGCUAUCCCUUUGCAACACAAAUCUGGUACAACCCUAUUACGAACACAGUAACGUAGUUUUGUAAUUAUUUAAGAACUGAGAAUAUAACUAGAUAAAAUCGAUUUUAUAUUUUAUUUAUCAAUAUCACAAAUUAAAAGGGCAUGUAUGUGUUUGAGAGUUCUUGAUGAAUCUUUAUUAAAAAAGAAACAUGUGUUUAAUAGAAAUGUUAUUAGUUUUCUAUUUAGGUACGUUACAAAAAAGCAAAUAUCUAGAAUAACCUGUAAAAAAUGCUAGUCCGCCGUCGUAAGGUAUUAAAUAAAUUUUCUCACUUAA
This is a messenger RNA of Sitophilus oryzae (rice weevil), 1823 nucleotides long. RefSeq names its product leucine-rich repeat-containing protein 15-like. Gene Ontology annotation, molecular function: protein binding. The record is from RefSeq and is a predicted model, not a curated record. The transcript is spliced from 8 exons. Bases 167 to 1567 code for a protein of 466 amino acids. NCBI's taxonomy places the organism in Eukaryota, Metazoa, Arthropoda, Insecta, Coleoptera, Curculionidae.